UCAUUUCUCUGACACUGUUCUUCAUUCAGCCUCUUCGCGUUCCAUCCUGAUUCUGGUCUAUUCUUGGAUUCGUAUUUCCAUCCUACCAUACAAGAUACAGUAUACAGCCUGUGGUAGCCCUAAUCGAUGCUUCGGGAUCGGUCAUAGGUCAUCGUGCCGGUCAUCUUGCCGGGCAGAAGCACCAUGCAGGUGUCAUCAAAUCCUGCAGUAUAGUGGCGUGCGACGGUCAUGCUGACUAGUGAGGUUAAGCUUACAAGGCUGACUGGAAAAAUGAGGACAAGAGCCCGUUAAAGUAGAUCUCAUGUUUUAGAAUUCUUUUUCCCACCUUUUUGUUUCUCUUCAAUCUUUGAGCCAUACAUCUUUCAAUCACAGUUCUCGCAACUUCAUUUGCAUAUUCAAAGAUGGCUUCUACUUCUACUUCUAAUAGCAGCUUAGCAGCAAAGGAACCCUUCGUGAGCUCCGAGCCCGAAGAGACCCCCGCCGAGAACACCCAAACCGCAGUCCCAGAAAGUUCUCUCCUCGCCCGCUCCCAAAUCCUAGUCAGCCAUCUCAUCGUGGUAAAUGGAUUUGGCUACUUCUCCUCCUUCGGUAUCUUUCAAUCACAUUGGAUCGAUACCCUCGGCCGCUCCAAUUCCGAUAUUUCAUGGGUCGGAUCACUGUCCCUCUUUUUACUCUUUUUCUUGGGCACCCUUUCGGGCCCGAUCAUGGAUCGGGGGUAUUUACGCCACUUACUUGUAGCAGGAUGCGGAUUUCAGAUUCUGGGAGUGUUUACCACCUCCGCUGUUUCGCAGUACUGGCAGCUUGUGCUUUCACAGGGCAUUGUACAGGGAAUUGGAAAUGGAUUACUUUUCACGCCAUGCAUCGCCCUUGUUUCAACUUAUUUCACAAAGCGACGAGCUUUUGCACUCAGUCUGGCGGCUUGUGGGGCACCGGUUGGUGGUGUUGUGUUUCCCAUUAUCGCGCAACAGCUGUCGCCGAAGAUCGGAUAUCCCUGGGCGAUCCGGGUAAUGGGGUUUAUCAUUGUCUUUGACUCGUUGCUCAUCGUCCUCCUGGCCCGACCACGCCAGUUCAAGCGUACCAAGGGGCCAUUGGUUGAUCCAAAGGCGUUCAAGGAGCCAACGUACCUGUUCUUUGCAAUUGGUAUCUUCUUCACUCUCUGGGGUGUCUAUAUUGCUUAUUUCUACACGACCACCUUCGGCAAAGAAAUCAUCGGCAUCUCCGAGAAUGGCUCCCUCACCCUCCUCAUGAUCCUCAAUGCCGUUGGCGUGCCAGGCCGAAUUGUCCCCUCUCUCUUAGCAGACAACUACUUCGGCACUUUCAACACCCUCCUCCCCUUCGUAUGCGCUGUCUCCGUCCUUCUAUACGGCUGGAUUGGUGUAGACUCUACGGGUGGCUUCUACGGCUUCGUCGUAAUCUAUGGUAUCUGCGCAAAUGCAGUACAGACACUUUUCCCCUCGGCAUUGUCACAGCUUACCACAGAUCUCAGUAAGGUUGCUUCCCGGGUCGGAAUGGUCUUUACGGUGGGAAGCUUUGCUUGUCUUACGGGACCGCCGAUUGCAGGGGUGUUGAUCAGUAAGAAGGAUGGUGAUUAUUUGUGGGCGCAGCUGUUUGGGGGUACUUCUGUUAUUCUUGGAUUUGUGCUUUUAUCUGUGGCGCGGUGGAUGAAGGGGCGGUCUUGAUGUGUAUUCUGCAUAGACUGGAUUGUUUGGCAUAGAAGGCGGAGAGUGCUUUUUCGUGAUUUUGGUAUUAUUGGAAAAGCAUUACAUUGCAUAGAAUAGAAUGUUCCCGACACGAUCUUCGUUUUGCAUAAGUAAGCAUAUGCGUUGU
Molecule: messenger RNA, 1827 nt
Organism: Aspergillus ruber CBS 135680
Lineage: Eukaryota; Fungi; Ascomycota; Eurotiomycetes; Eurotiales; Aspergillaceae
Product: MFS monocarboxylate transporter-like protein
Exons: 3
Coding region: 402-1679 (425 amino acids)
Biological process (GO): transmembrane transport
Cellular component (GO): fungal-type vacuole membrane
Molecular function (GO): transmembrane transporter activity
Source: RefSeq, a predicted model, not a curated record